AUGGAAUCUGGGAGAAGGGGAUGGAAUCAGGGAGAAGGGGAUGGAAUCUGGGAGAAGGGGAUGGAAUCUGGGAGAAGGGGAUGGAAUCUGGGAGAAGGGGAUGGAAUCUGGGAGAAGAGGAUGGAAUCAGGGAGAAGGGGAUGGAAUCUGGGAGAAGGGGAUGGAAUCAGGGAGAAGGGGAUGGAAUCUGGGAGAAGGGGAUGGAAUCUGGGAGAAGGGGAUGGAAUUUGGGAGAAGGGGAUGGAAUCUGGGAGAAGGGGAUGGAAUCUGGGAGAAGGGGAUGGAAUCUGGGAGAAGGGGAUGGAAUCUGGGAGAAGGGGAUGGAAUCUGGGAGAAAGGGAUGGAAUCAGGGAGAAGGGGAUGGAAUCUGGGAGAAGGGGAUGGAAUCUAGGAGAAGGGGAAGGAAUCUGGGAGAAGGGGAUGCAGGGAUGGAAUCUGGGAGAAGGGGAUGGAAUCUGGGAGAAGGGGAUGGAGUCAGGGAGAAGGGGAUGGAAUCUAGGAGAAGGGGAUGGAAUCUGGGAGAAGGGGAUGGAAUCUGGGAGAAGGGGAUGGAAUCUGGGAGAAGGGGAUGGAAUCAGGGACAAGGUGAUGGAAUCGGGGAGAAGGGAUAGAAUCUGGGAGAAGGGGAUGGAAUCUCGGAGAAGGGGAUGGAAUCUGGGAGAAGGGGAUGGAAUUUUGGAGAAGGGGAUAGAAUCUAGGAGAAGGGGAUGGAAUCUGGGAGAAGGGGAUGGAAUCUGGGAGAAGGGGAUGGAAUCUGGGAGAAGGGGAUGGAAUCUGGGAGAAGGGGAUGGAAUCUGGGAGAAGGGGAUGGAAUCAGGGAGAAGGGGAUGGAAUCUGGGAGAAGGGGAUGGAAUAUGGGAGAAGGGGAUGGAAUUUGGGACAAGGGGAUGGAAUCUGGGAGAAGGAGGAUGGAAUCUGAGAGAAGGGGAUGGAAUCUGGGAGAAGGGGAUGGAAUCAGGGAGAAGGGGAUGGAAUCUGGGAGAAAGGGAUGGAAUCAGGGAGAAGGGGAUGGAACCUAGGAGAAGGAGAUGGAAUUUAGGAGAAGGGGAUGGAAUCUGGGAGAAGGGGAUGCAAUCAGGGAGAAGGGGAUGGAAUCGGGGAGAAGGGGAUGGAAUCUUGGAGAAGGGGAUGGAAUCUGGGAGAAGGGGAUGGAAUCUGGGAGAAGGGGAUGGAAUCUGGGAGAAGGGGAUGGAAUCUGGGAGAAGGGGAUGGAAUCUGGGAGAAGGGGAUGGAAUCUGGGAGAAGGGGAUGGAAUCAGGGAUAAGGGGAUGGAAUCUGGGAGAAGGGGAUGGAAUCUGGGAGAAGGGGAUGGAAUCUGGGAGGAGGGGAUGGAAUCUGGGAGAAGGGGAUGGAAUCCGGGAGAAGAGGAUGGAAACUGGGAGAAGGGGAUGGAAUCAGGGAGAAGGGGAUGGAAUCUGGGAGAAGGAGAUGGAAUAUGGGAGAAGGGGAUGGAAUUUGGGACAAGGGGAUGGAAUCAGGGAGAAGGGUAUGGAAUCAGGUAGAAGGGAUGGAAUGUGGGAGAAGGGGAUGGAAUCUGGGAGAAGGGGAUGGAAUCUGGAGAAGGGGAUGGAAUCUGGGAGAAGGGGAUGGAAUCUGGGAGAAGAGGAUGGAAUUUGA
Messenger RNA from Closterium sp. NIES-65, 1617 nucleotides. The record is from the annotation of a GenBank genome assembly. Lineage: Eukaryota; Viridiplantae; Streptophyta; Zygnematophyceae; Desmidiales; Closteriaceae.